Messenger RNA from Rodentolepis nana, 189 nucleotides. The record is from the annotation of a GenBank genome assembly. NCBI's taxonomy places the organism in Eukaryota, Metazoa, Platyhelminthes, Cestoda, Cyclophyllidea, Hymenolepididae.
CUAUUUGACGAAUCUCAUCCUCUGAAUGUUUACGAGGAGGAUUACUUAUUCACUACCCAAGCACAUAUCCUCCCGAUUGCACGCAUUCGGAAGCUUGCAAAUACCCUUCGAGACAGCCCCUUCAAAACUGUUCAGUUUCCAAGUGAGACACCAUUGUGUGAAUCCAACAAAUGGGAGGGACUAUGGUAA